Molecule: messenger RNA, 7397 nt
Organism: Oncorhynchus keta (chum salmon)
Lineage: Eukaryota; Metazoa; Chordata; Actinopteri; Salmoniformes; Salmonidae
Product: multiple C2 and transmembrane domain-containing protein 1-like
Exons: 22
Coding region: 2040-4292 (750 amino acids)
Biological process (GO): regulation of neurotransmitter secretion
Cellular component (GO): synaptic vesicle membrane
Molecular function (GO): calcium ion binding
Source: RefSeq, a predicted model, not a curated record
GGUCCUCCGAGAGAGAGAAAGAAAGAGAGAAGGAGAGAAUUAGAGAACGCACAGUUAGAUUGUCACAGGACACCGAAUAGGACAGGAGAAGUACUCCAGAUAUAACAAACUGAUCCUAGCCCCCCGACACAUAAACUACUGCAGCAUAAAUACUGGAGGCUGAGACAGGAGGGGUCAGGAGACACUGUGGCCCCAUCCGAGGACACCACCGGACAGGGCCAAACAGGAAGGAUAUAACCCCACCCACUUUGCCAAAGCACAGCCCCCACACCACUAGAGGGAUAUCUUCAACCACCAACUUACCAUCCUGAGACAAGGCUGAGUAUAGCCCACAAAGAUCUCCGACAUGGCACAACCCAAGGGGGUUGAUUUGAUGCUUUGCCUGUUUGAUGGCUCAUCGUACGUCAUAACGGGAUUUCUUGUAAGCGUCCGGAUUAGUGUCCCGCAUUUUGAAAGCGGGAGUUAUAGCUCUUCAUCGGAUGAAUCCUGGAACAUGUUCCAGCUUGUGCUAGCGAAACCGUCUUUUAGCUUAGCAUCCGCUUCAACAGACCACUUCUUUAUUGAGCACGUCACUGGUACUUCCUGUUUGAGUGUUUGCUUGUAAGCAAAGCACGUUUGAGUAGUUAGCGAGGUAACUUUGAUCAACUCUGAGUUAAAUUUGGAAUACGAAAGUGGCUCACAUUUAGCCAGCUAAAUUUCUAUAGCAACGAAUUCUUCAGAACUAAAGUGUUCCAGGCUGGCAAACUCACGACUAAUUCCACUUAACUCCAGUUUCCCUGAAUUAUAUGACUGAGGUACUAGGUGAGGACCAAUGCAAUCACAUUCCCUGCCCUUCAUUUGAGGAAGACAACUAUUUUAUUAAUGAAACAUUUUUUUUGUGUGUAAAAGAAAUACCAAUGUUAAAAUACACUGAGUGUACAAAACAUUAGGAACACCUUCCUAAUAUUGAGUUGCACACCUUUUUGCCCUCAGAACAGGUGUCGAAAGUGUUCCACAGGGAUGCUGUCCCAUGUUGACUCCUAAACUUCCCACAAUUGUGUCAAGUUGGCUUGAUGUCCUUUGAGUGGUGGACCAUUCUUGAUACACACGGGAAACUGUUGAGCUUGAAAAACCCAACAUCGUUGCAGUUCUUGACACACUCAAACUGGUGCACCUGGCACCUACUACCAUACCCCGUUCAAAGGCACUUACAUCUUUUGUCUUGCUCCUUCACCCUCUGAAGGGCACACAUAUACAAUCCAUGUGUAUAAAAAUCCUUCACUUCAUCUACACUGAUUGAAGUGGAUUUAACAAGUGACAACAAUAAGGGACCAUAGCUUUCACCUGGAUUCACCUGGUCAGUCUAUUUCAUGAAUAAAAGCAGGUGUUCCUAUUGUGUAUAUAACAUUACACGUUUAGGAAUGACGGAAUGCAUUUGAAACAUCCCACAAUACAAACACUUUUGUAUGACUUAAUGAACAUAUAUCGAUAUGAGUGGGUAAAACGCUGCUUGUGCAUUGACAAGCAAAGCACACCGAAGACGGCAUUACCGAUAAGCAUUCAAACAAAGACAAGACUUCUAAAAGCGUAUUUCACAUCGUAGCGUGAUGAAUUUGCAAGAUUUAUUUUCUUUCAUUUUUUAUUUCUGCGCAAAUUAAAAUGUGCCACUGACUUGCCCAUGGAUUGACGAUCCAGCAUUGUCUCAAUGAAGAGGUCGACAUUCGACUAGCCUCUGGCAUCACUUUGAAAGGGAACAAUCUGAGUCUCUGCUUCAUUCUCUUACCAUGGAAUUGCCCUAAUGUCUUAAUGUCACCUAACACAGUAUAAAAUCACUGAAGAAAACACUGCUGUCUAAUCAUUUAAAACAGAGCCUGUUUGUUGAAGCGUAAAUCCAUCUUAGAGCUGUAGUUUAAUUUAUUGUAAAUAAUGUGAAGUAAAUAAUACUGUUUUGUAUUCUGUAGAACCCUAUUACCAUCUUAUUGAUCUGUGUGAGACUUUAAUAAAUGUGUGUGUGUGCGCGAACGUGCGCGUGUGUGUGUUUUAAGCCCACAGUCUAAUCAAUGCUUAUCUUGGAAUUCAGAUCGACAUGCACAGUAAACAAGACUGCACUUAAGAAUGGCCACCAAAAAUGCAGUAGAUGGAGAGGCUGCCUUUUCAAAGAUGAAAACGGUUAUGGGUGCCACUGGCGCCUCGGGGUUAACUCGGACAGAGCUCUGCCCAGCUCAGAGAUGUACCAGCUGGACAUAGUGCUGAAGAGAGGACACAACCUGGCCAUACGGGACAGAGGAGGUACCAGUGAUCCAUAUGUGAAGUUUAAGCUGUGCGGGAAGGAGGUGUUUCGCAGUAAGACCAUCCACAAGAAUCUUAACCCUGUCUGGGACGAGGGGACUAAACUACUGGUGGACAGUCUGCAGGAACCUCUCUAUGUCAAGGUGUUUGACUAUGACUUCGGCCUUCAGGAUGACUUCAUGGGUUCAGCUUACCUCUACCUGGAGUCCCUGGAGCAACAGCGGGCAAUACCAGUUAAUCUAACACUGCAGGACCCUCACUACCCUGAUGUAGACCUGGGAACACUGGAGCUGACCGUCACCUUAAGGCCUAAAGACGGCUCCAUAGAGGAUCCGCACAGAGAUGCCACUACCAUGCUGCUCAAACGGACAUGGAGGCGAUCCAGUAAGCAGCAGUCCGUGCGUCUGGCAGAGCUGCACCGUAAGCACCAGCUGUGGAGAGGCAUCGUCAGCAUCUCUCUGAUCGAAGGUCGUGACCUUUGCCCCAUGGACCCCAACGGCCUCAGUGACCCCUAUGCAAAGUUCAGACUGGGAAACCAGAAGUACAGGAGCAAGACCAUGCCUAAGACGCUGUGUCCCCAGUGGAGAGAGCAGUUUGAUCUGCACCUGUAUGAAGAGACAGGAGGAGUGCUGGAAAUUGCAGUCUGGGACAAAGAUACAGGACGCAGGGAUGACUUCAUAGGACGCUGUACAUUAGACUUGUCCACCCUUGCUAAGGAACACACCCAUCGGUUAGAGCUGGCGUUGGAGGAGGCCCGGGGUUCUGUGGUGCUGCUGCUCACUCUGACAGCCUCCUCACACGUCUCCAUCGCCGACCUGUCACUCACCCCGCUCGACGACCCCAUCGAACGCAAGGAGAUCAUGGGCCGAUAUGGCAUGUUCCGGCCCCUGUCUAACCUGAAAGAUGUGGGGAUAGUUCAGGUCAAGGUGAUGAGAGCUGAGGGCCUCAUGGCUGCCGAUGUCACAGGUAAGAGUGAUCCUUUCUGUGUGUUGGAGCUGAAUAACGACCGGUUACAAACACACACCAUCUACAAGAACCUCAACCCGGAAUGGAACAAAGUCUUCACCUUUAAUGUGAAGGACAUCCACUCUGUGUUGGAGGUGACAGUGUUUGAUGAAGACCGAGACAGGAGCGCUGACUUCUUGGGCAAAGUGGCCAUCCCACUGUUACAUAUCCAGAAUGGAGAACAGAAGGGUUAUGUAUUGAAGAAUAAGGAGAUGACCGGACCAACGAAAGGACUCAUCUACCUAGAGUCUGACGUCAUCUAUAGCACUGUGAAGGCAGGCUUGAGGACGAUAGUUCCACCAGAGCAGAAGUACAUUGAGGAAGAACCCAAAGUGUCUAAACAUUUGCUCCAGCAGAACUUUAACCGAGUGAAGAGGUGCAUCUUGUUCGUGAUAAACAUUGGAACCUUCAUUAACAGCUGCUUUGAGUGGGAGUCACCUCAGAGGAGCAUCAGUGCCUUCCUGUUCUUUGUGGUAGUAGUGUGGAACUUUGAGCUCUAUAUGGUGCCUGGAGCUCUGCUGCUGCUGUUGACGUGGAAUUACUUCAUCACUGCAGGCAGGGAGUCGGGAGACACGGCAGGGGAAGCCACGUUCGAGUGGGAGGAAGAGGAAGAGGAGAAAGAUGACAAGGAUUCGGAGCGUAAGGGCUUCAUGGAUAAGCUGUAUGCCCUCCAGGACGUGUGUGUCAGUGUACAGAGUGCCUUGGAUGACGUGGCCUCCUAUGGAGAGAGGAUAAAGAAUACAUUUAACUGGACAGUGCCUUUCCUGAGUCGGCUGGCCAUAUCUGUUCUGUGUGUGGCUACAGUCCUCCUCUACCUCAUCCCUCUGCGAUACCUCGUGCUCGCCUGGGGUGUGAAUAAGUUUACUAAGAAGCUCAGGAAUCCGUACCUGAUUGAAAACAAUGAGGUGCUAGACUUCCUCUCUAGAGUCCCCUCAGACGUACAAGUGAUGCAGUAUCGGGAGCUGAAGCUCGAUCCAGGACAGAGCCCCAGCAAACGAAAGAAGACCAACCCUGGCUAGACACACACACACACACACACUGGACUCUGUCUCUGAGGGAUUUUCAACUCCCCCAUACUUUGUAAAUAGGGUCCAAACACUUCUGAAUUUUUCAAACGGAAAGACUCCCUUCUGGAGACGUGUGUUCUUUCCUCCGACUAGAUACCUGGACACCUGGAUACCUGGACAACUGGACAACUGGACAACUGGACACCUGGACACCUGGACACCUGGACACCUGGACACCUGGACACCUGGACACCUGGACACCUGGACACCUGGAUACCUGGAUAGGAUCAGCACAGGGACACACUAGCCUCCAGGACUAUGUUGCCAGUUAUAAUAACAUAGUUUUUAAUAAAGAUUUCUACAGAGAUAUAUACAAAUAUAUGUAUGUGUAUAACGAAGAGUAUGUAUUUAUAUCAAAGAGCAUAUACGUGUGUACUGUGUAUGGUUGUCAAAUCAAAUCAAACAAAAAUAUUGAUCACAUACACAUAUUUAGCAGAUGUUUUUGCGAGUAUCAAAAUGCUUGUAUAACAGAAAGAAAUACUUCAAAGUUGCUAUUGGCGCCAUCUUGGCCCUAGUCUGAAUUUCUGCAGGUUUGUUUUUAACGUACAGAGAACAGUGAGUCUUCUUGUAAAACUCUUCUGUUUCUUUGGUCCAGACACAGUUUUUAUAUGAGCAUCUGCCAUUGAAUACCCCGAAGAACAUGGCUGACGUUUUACAUUCUCCCAACCAAUUGUGCUAUUUUGUUAUUUUUUUUGUAACUUAUUUUUUAAACUUAUUUUGUACAUAAUGUUGCUGCUACUGUCUCUUAUGACCGAAAAUAACUUCUGGACAUCAGAAAAGCGAUUACUCACCUCAGUCUGGAAGAAACUUUUUCCUUUAACAGGUCCGACGAGAAGGAUGUCCUGCUUUCACUGGAACAGGCCUUGAUCCUCGCCUUUUGCUUGAAAAAAUGACGCCGGAAAAGGGGCCGCAGAUCGGGGGAUCCUUCUGAGAAUCCGGAGGUGAACGAGUAAACUCCCACUGCCUUCCAUUCUUCUCGCUAACGUGCAAUCAAUGGACAAUAAAAUUGGCGACCUACGAUAAAGAUGAUCCUACCAACGGGACAUUAAAAACUGUAACAUCUUAUGUUUCACAGAGAUGUGGCUGAACGAAGAUACGGACAAUAUAGAGCUAGCAGGAUUUUCCAUGCACCGGCAGAACAUAGACGCUACCUCUGGUAAAACGAGCGGUGGGGGUGUGUGUCUUUUUGUCAAUAACAGCUGGUGCGCGAUGUCUAAUAUUAAAGAGGUCUCGAGGUAUUGCUCGCCUGAGGUAGAGUACCUUAUAAUAAGCUGUAGAGCACACUAUCUACCAAGAGAGUUCUCAUCUGUAUUAUUCGUAGCCGUCUAUUUACCACCACAAAAUGAACCUGGAACUAAGACCGGUCUCAACCAACUCUUUAAGGCCAUAAGCAAAGAAGAAAAUGCUCGCCCAGAAGCAGCGCUCCUAGUUGCCGGGGACUUUAACAACGUCUCCCUCAAUGUGAGCAAGACCAAGGAGCUGAUCGUGGACUACAGGAAAAGGCGGGCCAAACAGGCCCACAUUAACAUCCAUGGGGCUGUAGUGGAGCGGUUCGAGAGUUUCAAGUUCCUUGGUGUCCACAUCACCAGCGAACUAUCAUGGUCCAACCAUACCAAGACAGUUGUGAAGAGGGCACAACAAAACCUUUCCCACCCAGACUCCAGCCACCCAAGUUAUAGACUCGUUUUCUCUGCUACUGCACGGCAAGCAGUACUUGAGCACCAAAUCUAGGACCAAAAGUCUCAAAAGUCAGCUUCUACCCCCAAGCCAUAAGACUGCUGAACAAUUCAUAAAAUUGCCACUGGAAAAUGUACAUUGACCACCCCCCUCCCUUUUGUACACUCGCUGUUUGUUUGUUACCCAAGCAUAGCCACUUCGCCCCCACCUACAUGUACAGAUUACCUCAACUAGCCCCUGCACACUGACUCAGUACCGGUGCCCCCUGUAUAUACUUGUUUUUGUUAUUGUGUUACUUUUAUUAUUACUUUUUACUUUAGUCUACUUGGUAAAUAUUUUCUUCUUGAACUGCACUGUUGGUUAAGGGCUUGUAAGUAAGCAUUUCACGGUAAAGUCUACACUUGUAUUCGGCGCAUGUGACAAAUACAAUUUGAUUUGAUUUGACUGAACUUGGACUGCUAGCAGAAUCAUCUAGGGAGUCAAUGCAUUCUAACUUAGAAUGCUGAAGGUUAUUUUACAAUGUCAGUGUCUCGCAUGAAUCUGAACCUGUGAGAAAGGGCAUUUGUGUAUGUGAUAUGUGGAGUGCAUAGUCAUUGUGUGUGUUGCAUGAGUGUGCGUCGCAUCCCGAAGUCAGUACAAAGGCGUGUAUUUGCAUUUAUCCCAAGAAUAGUCUUUUUCUUUAACAUCAACUCCAUCAAAGGUUUCGUCCUGGUUCUCAUGUGAUUUGACCUGAUCAGGAGUUUAACCUGUGAUGUGUGUGUUUAUAAACAUUCAUUGGCUGAUCAUGGGUUGAAUGUGAACUGACAGUGUGCUCUUAUCGGAGAACACGUCCGUGAAAGGUUUAUGACCACAGGUUUACCAUAGAGUGAGGUCACUGCACACGUUGGUGGUGUCCACAAAAAGUACCCGAUGAAAUAAAGAGGACAGAGACUCACACCUGGAAAAGUAUAUGCUUUGUUUUAAUAAAGAAUCAGUAGAGGAAUAGCAGGUUUACAACAUGAGCUCGGUUGGCUGAAGCCAAAAUCAUGAGAUCAUCCUCUGAUAAUGUUGGUGACUGUGAAAUACAUUUGUAAUGUUUAAUUUUCUGUCUCUGUCUGCAUAGACCAUGUUCAUAAAUUACUGUUGUACCGCUGUGACUGUUAAUGCCUGAUGCUGAAGGAAUUCUGUAUGGUCUGCCUGAAACAGUAUAUAAAAGACCAUGUAACUGGAGCAAAAAUCAUUUGUAUAGAGAGUCUUACUGUGGGUGUGCUCAGAGGCGGAAGGAUCGUGGGAACAUUUCCUGCUACUGGGGUGGCGCUACAUGCGCAGAGCCAUAAUCUAAAUAUAUGGCUCUGGGUGUGCUGUUCUCUCUCUGCUUAAUAAACCACGUUUACAUCUACA